Messenger RNA from Microcebus murinus (gray mouse lemur), 865 nucleotides. It is a transcript of the gene CCDC182, whose product is annotated as coiled-coil domain containing 182. The record is from RefSeq and is a predicted model, not a curated record. NCBI's taxonomy places the organism in Eukaryota, Metazoa, Chordata, Mammalia, Primates, Cheirogaleidae.
CUAAAUGAUUAUUGUGCCUCUGGCCAAAAAUAUUCACCGACCUGGCCGGUCCCUUGGCCGCCUCUUUGCGCCCAGUGUGGCAGAGAGCCCAUGGAACCGCUCUACCAGGCUGGGUCCAUUCUCAUGAAGGUGAAUACCUUACAAGGGAAGAAGAUGGUGGAGAGUGGCCUGCAGUCUGGAGACUUCACGCUGUCGCAGUCGUGGCCCUCCUGCCUGCCCCCGCCGGCCGACGUGGAGAUCCUGCAGCAGAAGGUGGAGGGGGUGCAGCAGGAGCUGGAGGACUUCAAGAAGGAGGCCCUCAAGGCCAUCCACUAUCUGGAGAACGCCUUCUGCGAGAUGAACGGGGUCCUGGUGCAGCAGGAGGAGCAGGCGGCCCGCGUGAAGCAGCGGCUGCGGGAGGAGGAGGACCGCGGCAUCGUGCGCAACAAGGUCCUCACCUUCCUGCUGCCUCGCGAGAAGCAGCUCCGCGAGCACUGCAAGCGGCUGGAGGACAUGCUGGUGGGCCGGGGCCGCAAGGGCCAGGCCGACUGAGCCUCCCGGCUGCAAGUGCCGAGAAGAUUUUUUUUUUUUUUUUUCAAAUGGAAGGACAAACCCUAAGUCCCCACCACUUGCUUCCCUUUCCCCAUGCCCACUGCUGCUUUCCUUCUACCUAAAUAACACCUUGCUGAGAGGCAAAAAGGCCUCAGUAAGUUUUUUGGGGUGAUGUUCCAUUUCUCCAGCAUCGUCCCGGAAGGAAGCACCCCAGGGCUAAGUCAGACGCCUGUAACUCUCACUCGAACUGCUUUCCUGCUUGUAAUGGCGAUAUUGCUCGAAUGUAUACCUUCCUACUGUACAGUGCAUUCUUAAACUGAUUUUGUUGAACAGA